AUGAUUUCCCGUCGCUACUAUCCACAAACGCGUCCAUGGGCAAGUCUCAAUUAUUGAACAAUCGCAAUCAAAUUAUGUAACGUGUGGCUUCACUGUUCACUGUGUACGAAAGAUCUCUGCCUGCAGGCAAAAGUCCCACUAAUUGCACGAAUUCUUAUCGCGAUUAUUCUUGACCGCGAGUAUCUGGGUCCCGAGUACGAGAAAACGUUGGAAGAAACGAAAAACAUCGUUGAAAAGUUGAUCCGAGAACAUCUGAAAAAUGGCGGCUUGAUCGUGAAAUACUACUCCUGGACAAGCAUUAAUCUGAAGCGAGAUUUCUCCGCUGUACUGUCGGUUUCGAGCUGCAAAAACACCUGGGACAUUUACCAAGAAGCCGUACGUGAGCGGCUGGUGAUGUUGAGCAUUACCGAUCCAGAUUGUCCACGCCUGCCAACUAAGAAUGCCAUCAUGAUUCCUCGUAGCGAUGGGUCCGGUAACUCCUUUGAUGAGGUAUCACAGAUCAUACUCGACAUGAAGAGUUCCCGCGCUAUUAAUUGGCACACAGCCACGCUACUAUACGAUCAGGCUUACGAUAACGAAAUUAGUCGCUGCAUACUGUCGUUACUAGAGGAUCGUGAAGGCAUUAAACCGCUCACGCUGACUGAGUUCAAAAUUAAUGCACCGACGCACAGUUGGGAAAAACGAAAAGAGAUCCGUAAAACGCUGCUCGGCAUUCCGACCGCUUACACAGGAAGAAAUUUCAUCGCCAUUGUAAAUAUGGCUACACUGACCCUGUUGAUGGAAAUUUCCAAGGAUCUCAAGUUGGUCAAUCCGUUCUCGCAGUGGCUGUACUUGAUACCAAACACAGAACGUACAAACAGUGACUUCUUCACCUUCUCUACCAUCAUCAACGAAGGAGAUAACGUGGCGUUCGUGUACAACAACGGAAACAACACUGGCAACUGCACAGUCAGUGUGCUGUGUUACAUGGAGUCCUAUCUGCUUCAUUUCAUUCGAAGUCUCUCAAAGCUGAUCCGUGAGGAACAGAUCGUAUUCGGACAGAUCUCGGACGAGGAAUGGGAAAUUAUUCGUCCGAGCAAGCUGGAACGGAAGACAAAGUUUUUAAACAUGAUCAAGACUGCCAUUACGUCCAAGGAUGAGUGCAACAAAUGCUCCCAAUGGAAAGUCCAAUCCGCAGAAACGUGGGGUUACGUAUACAGGACAGAUUUUAUACCGGACUUGAACGAUGUGCAGGAACGCCGCAAAUUUACAAUGCUCGACAUCGGCUACUGGUCACCACAGGAUGGGUUUAUGCUAUCGGACGCACUGUUUCCACACUCACAGUACGGAUUUCGCGGUGUGCAGCUAGUCUUUUACAGCUAUCAUAACCCACCGUGGCAGUUUGUGUCUUACAACGAAUCGGGUGCUCCAAUCAUAUCAAGCGGUGUUGUUUUCGACGUACUCACCGAACUUUCGCGUAAGCUGAACUUCACCUACACUAUGGUGAUUUCACAACCUGCCGAGAUUAAUGGAUCCCUCAUUGAGGGAAACACAACGUCCGUCUAUGACUUGAAAACCAUUUCGUCCGAUAUUCCGCAAGAAAUAUUCAGCACACUAGUCAACAACAAGAUACUGCUAGCGGCAAUAGGUUCAACUGUGAACGAGAAGCAAAAAAAGUUUGUCAGCUUCACUGAUCCCAUCAGCAUCCAGACGUACAGCUUCAUAAUCUCUCGUCCACGUGAGCUGAGUCGAGUGUUACUCUUUUUGUCUCCUUUUGGCCCAGACACGUGGUUAUGCCUUGCGGCAGCUGUUGCCUUGAUGGGACCAAUACUUUGCAUCAUCAAUAAGCUCAGCCCAUACUACGAAGUACACAACAAACCCACCGACAUAGGACUGGGAAAGAUGAACAACUGUUUCUGGUACAUCUAUGGAGCGUUGUUACAGCAGGGUGGUCUGUACCUGCCGUAUGCAGAUAGUGGACGAAUCAUUAUAGGAACCUGGUGGUUGGUUGUGCUGGUAAUCGUCACCACCUAUUGUGGAAAUUUGGUCGCAUUUUUAACAUUCCCAAAGAUUGACAUACCAGUCAACCGAGUGAUGCAGCUGUUGCGCAACGAUCGUGGUAUGACCUGGAGCAUCCGCCGUGGGACAUUCCUGGAGGAGAUCCUAAUAGACUCUACCGAACCGAAGUACGUGCAACUGUACAAGGGCAGUCAGAUCAUAACCGAGCUGACGGAUGAGCUGGUGGAGCGCAUCGAGGCUGGCAAGCAUGUGCACAUCGACUGGCGCAAUAACUUGCGCUACUUGAUGAAGCGCCAGUUCCUGCGGACAGACCGGUGCGACUUCGCUCUUAGUACGGACGAAUUUCUGGAUGAGCAGAUCGCGCUGGUAAUGCCGAAGGACAGCCCCUACCUCGAGCUGGUGAACGAAGAGAUCAGGCGCAUGCAUCAGUUUGGGUUUAUCCAGCGCUGGGUAUCGCAGUACCUGCCGGCGAAGGAUAAAUGCAGCGGCACCGGUCGAGUGAUGGAUGUCCAGAACCACACGGUAAACAGUUCGGAUAUGGCCGGUUCGUACUGGAUCCUGUUGCUGGGGUUCGCCGGUGGGCUGUUUAUCUUCAUGUGCGAGUUUGCCGUGAGCAGAUACCGUCAGCAUCGGGCAUCUAAAGCGGCCCUCGUUGCGUACCAGGACUAA
Molecule: messenger RNA, 2667 nt
Organism: Anopheles moucheti
Lineage: Eukaryota; Metazoa; Arthropoda; Insecta; Diptera; Culicidae
Gene: Ir93a
Product: ionotropic receptor 93a
Exons: 19
Biological process (GO): monoatomic ion transport
Cellular component (GO): membrane
Molecular function (GO): ligand-gated monoatomic ion channel activity; signaling receptor activity
Source: RefSeq, a predicted model, not a curated record